GUUCAUGCUUUACUUGUUAUGUAAUUAACAAAUGGGUUUUCUCUUUGAUUCAUUAGUCUGUGAGAUUUGGGGAUUUCAUAUCUAAUUCUUGUGUUACUUUCUAACAAUGUGGAAUGCAUGUAUUUGAUGCAAUGCCUUUUCUUUUUGACUUUUUGUUGAACUAUUGAAGAGCAAAUUCUGUUAAAAGUCAAAAGCAAAUCCCUAAGAUACAUCCUAUAUUAGAUUCAAGAUGGUUUUCGAGGACAUAAACACUUAAUAAAACAUGAUUUGUGAGAUCUUUUGAUUUUUAAUUAGGAAUGUCGGUGGGAUCUUGGUAAAUUUGGAAUUACCGGUGUUCUUUCUAUCAGUGAAUAUUUAUAGCCAUGAGUAGCUAACAAACGAAAUCUUGAAUACGUUUAUUCAAAAAAUGAGGUGAAAAAGCAUUGUUUUUUAAUACCUGUAAACAUGAUGGAAGUCGACACUACAAGUUCGAUGGUGAACAAUAUUAUGAUGAUGGAAGUGGAUACUGGAAAUUCUCGGCCUUUAGAAGUUUCUACACCUGUAAAAGAAGGAAGGAAGCAUCCGGAAAACAAAGGAAGUAACACCACUGUAUUUAUUAACCAUGGUUUGAUUUCUUGGAACGAGAGCAGACGAAAAUGGAUUGGGGAUCAAUCUCAAAGAUCGCAAAGAGAAAGAACGCCAGAAGAUCCCGUGAUAAGCUGGUCAACGACUUAUGAAGAUUUGCUUUCAAAUAAUGACCGUUUUCCUGAGCCAAUCCCUUUAUCGGAAAUGGUAGACUUCUUAGUUGAUAUAUGGCUUGACGAGGGUUUAUAUGAUUAGAUGAUCAGUUGGAAUUUACCAUAAUGUUCAAAGAAACUUGGAUGAGCAUUGUUCUUUUAUCUUUUGAUGAUUUUUAGGAUCAAUUGUAAGUUAAUAGCAUAAAAAAUUGGCUUUCAAAAGCUUAGGAGGGACCAAGAAGUAGCUUUGUAACAAGAUUUCAUGUACUUAUAAUAUAAACUUCUUAAGGUUUUUGCUA
Messenger RNA from Lactuca sativa (garden lettuce), 1015 nucleotides. Lineage: Eukaryota; Viridiplantae; Streptophyta; Magnoliopsida; Asterales; Asteraceae. The record is from RefSeq and is a predicted model, not a curated record.